This is a messenger RNA of Prunus persica (peach), 879 nucleotides long. RefSeq lists its product as uncharacterized. NCBI's taxonomy places the organism in Eukaryota, Viridiplantae, Streptophyta, Magnoliopsida, Rosales, Rosaceae. The record is from RefSeq and is a predicted model, not a curated record. Bases 1 to 879 code for a protein of 292 amino acids. The transcript is spliced from 3 exons.
AUGGACACAGAGCGACUUGGAAUCGAUCCGUCUGGCAAGGGCCGGAACGGUGGAGAAGAGCUCACGGACACGAAGCUACCAAAACCAACGCCAUGGAAGAUUGGGGGAUUUUAUGGAGUUUUUGAAGGAAGAGAUGGAAUGCCGGUUUCUGGCUGGGUCAUCUGGAAAGACUUGAAUAAGAGGACCCGAGACAUGCAUGCGGUCGCCAAGAUUGAGUCAAAGUUGAGAUCUGAACGUGAUAAUGAGCAAAGGGAAUAUGGUAUGUCUGGUCUUGCUCGUCCAGAACUUGUUCCCAUUGACCCUGUUCGUCUUGAUGGGAAGAACUACCCCAUCUGGGCGCCGCGAAUGGAGUUUUUCCUCAAGGAAUUAAAAGUUGAAUAUGUACUCUAUGAGCCAUGCCCUAGCAUUAUUGUAGGAUCUGUAGCAUUUUCUGGAGGACUUACUGAAUUGAAGGAUGCUAAAGAGAAAUGGAUCAAGGAUGACUUUCUGGGUCUUCGCACGAUCUUGAACUAUCUAUGCGAUGAUCUCCUCCAUCGUUACGGAAAGAGAAAGAAAACUCCAACUGCUAAACAACUGUGGGACGAUCUAAAAUUAAUGUUUGGAACAAAGAAAUAUCUGGUUAGAAAGUACAUGGAUUUUCAGAUGGUCGAUGAAAAGCCACUUGUGGAGCAAAUUCAAGAAUUCAAUCGCAUUUUCGAUGAAGUUGUGGCUUCUGGAAUGACGUUGAGUGAGAAAUUUCAUGUAUCUGCUAUCUUAUCCAAGCUCCCUGCCUCUUGGAAGCAUGUGAACAUCAAGUUGAAGCGCAAUAUUAAUGAGCCUUUGACUUUAGAAGUGUUGAUGGAUCAUUUGAGGAUUGAAGAAGAUUACGUUUGCGUAUGA